AUGGGUCCCUUCGCGAGCCUCCUGAGUAUCCUCGACAACAUCUGGUUUCGGUUCUUGUUGAACAAGGCCCCUCUUCGGUUUCUCAGCUUCACAUCGGUCAUGGAGGCCUACCGAACCCAAAGCGACCCAUAGACGGCAGCCUUUGUUGUGGCCACCUACGCAAUCCUGAUCCUGUUCUUCUGGUGCGUGGGAUCUUAAGAGGUAGCUCCACCCGAAAGAAGGGGACGCUUGAAGGUCGUAAUUUGGGUGCUGGCGACAAUCCUCAUCAUCGUAUUUCCCUUUAAACUCCCCUCGACGAUGCCGUUUGCUUUCGCCGCCGUUAUCUAA
This is a messenger RNA of Spirodela intermedia, 327 nucleotides long. Lineage: Eukaryota; Viridiplantae; Streptophyta; Magnoliopsida; Alismatales; Araceae. The record is from the annotation of a GenBank genome assembly.